CUCCCCUCUUCUCCAGUUCUGAUUUUUCCAAAGCAGUCGUCUCAAUUCCUCAGCAGCCUCUGGAUAUUACUAUCCUAACGUUCGAUUCUCUUACCUCUUCAAUUUCCUCUUUAUUGACACCUUCUGCCCGCCAUGGCGCAAAUCCGCGGCACCGCGGGCUAUAAUCUCGGACACCAGAACCCCUUCGGAGGCCCUGGGAGGGCAGACGCGACGAGCGACCCCAGUCCCUUGGAUGCUAUUCGAGAGCAGACCAGCAAGCUUGAGGACUGGUUGGAUACAUUGGCGGACCCGAUCAAGCCAUAUCUGCCAGCCAUCGGUCGUUUCUUAAUCGUUGUUACGUUCAUCGAGGACAGUCUGCGUAUCCUUACGCAAUGGACUGACCAGCUUAUGUAUCUGCGUGACUUCCGGAGCAUUCCCUGGGGUCUCACGCAUUCCUUCCUCAUCUUCAACAUCAUUGCCAUGUCGAUAUGCUCAUUCCUCGUCGUUGUCCGCAAGCACACUGAGGCAGCGGUCGCCGGUCUGCUCGCUGUCGUGGUCGCGCAGGGUCUCGGAUAUGGUCUCAUCUUUGAUCUCAACUUCUUUCUCCGCAACCUGAGUGUUGUCGGUGGUCUGCUCAUGGUUCUUUCCGACUCGUGGGUGCGCAAGAAGUUUGUCCCCGCCGGAUUGCCCCAGUUGGAUGAGAAGGAUCGCAAGAUGUACGUCCAGUUCGCUGGUCGCGUGCUCCUGAUCUUUCUGUUUGUUGGUUUCGUCUUUUCCGGCCAGUGGAGCUUGUGGCGUAUCAUUGUCAGUCUGUUCGGUCUUGUCGCGUGCGUCAUGGUCGUUGUUGGAUUUAAGGCCAAGUGGAGUGCCAUUCUCCUGGUUGUUUUGCUGAGUAUUUUCAACGUGCUCGUUAACAACUUCUGGACUCUUCACCCGCACCAUCCCCAUAAAGACUUUGCCAAGUACGACUUCUUCCAAGUUCUGUCCAUUGUCGGCGGUCUCGUGCUUCUGGUCAACAUGGGCCCUGGUCAAUUGAGUAUGGACGAAAAGAAGAAGGUGUACUAGAGGAGUUAUCUUCUAAUGGAAGCAUGACAAAUUUGGCAUUCACAAAAAAGGAAGAAAAAAAAUAAUAAAUUUUGUGCGGUACACUUCUGAUGAGCUAUUGAUGCCCGGUUAUACUUGGUUUUUAUUUUUUUUUAUUUUUUAUUUUUAUCGGGUCUUUUUCGAUUCUCCUUCUACUGAGAAUUCAUACGUAUCUGACUUUUAUUUUGGUUAUUGCAUCCUGGAGCUUUAAGUGUCGCAUUCAGAUUUUAUUUUCAUGAUUUCUUCGUUGUAUAUGUGCCGGGUUAUCAGAGCUUUUACAGAAUACACUUGUUUAGUUCAAUUACUGUGUUUGUGUAUGCCCAUGACCAAAUGUCAAGCCAUAACGUUGAGUAAACUUCUCGGAACUACCCACUUUAUUUUAGAUACUUCUCAAAGAACUCCGCCGCCUGUGCAUACCCUCGAACAUACUCCUU
Aspergillus ruber CBS 135680 is the source of this 1496-nucleotide messenger RNA. Its product is annotated as protein ERV29. NCBI's taxonomy places the organism in Eukaryota, Fungi, Ascomycota, Eurotiomycetes, Eurotiales, Aspergillaceae. Gene Ontology annotation, biological process: Golgi organization. Gene Ontology annotation, cellular component: endoplasmic reticulum-Golgi intermediate compartment; endoplasmic reticulum; membrane. The coding region runs from base 133 to 1044 and encodes 303 amino acids. The transcript has 5 exons. The record is from RefSeq and is a predicted model, not a curated record.